CAGAUGCAGAGCACUCCGUUGCUUGUUUACGAAUGCUAUUGUGUCUUAACAAUCAGCUGGAACACUUCCAAAAGCCCGUGGGACAAUGGACGCCAGUAGACCGUUGGCAGCAGACCCUAUAUUUGCUCGCUUUGCGUGUGACUUUUGCCGGCAGAAGAAAUUGAAGUGUUCCCGGGAGAUGCCCAAAUGCAGCACUUGCAGGCCAUGGCCCGGCGCUUGCCAAUAUUCGCGGGACAAGUCGUCCUCCCAGUCAGAUUUUACUUCCAUACCCCAAAGACCUAUUACUGCGGCCGGGAACAACAUGGAGGCCCGACUACAACACCUUGAGCGCACAGUACGACAUUUGUCCGACUCCGUCCAUCGAGUGUUUCAAACCAUCUCUUCAGCAUGGCCAAGAGCAGAUAAUACCCAAGGGUCAAGAGUGUCCCAUCUUUCGCCCGUCCCUGAUAAGGAUCGCCUGGGAUCUAACCUCUACGUUAGCCCGUUCCAUUCCUUCUCCUUCCUUAGGGAGACACUAGCUAAUAUCGAAACAAUCUCUCAACCGCCCGGUAGUCCAGCCCGUCAAAGCGCCUACUCUGAGCUUCAGUAUCUCUCUACUAGGCUAACCACGGCACAUGUCCAUCGUGAUCUUGGGGAAGAAGUAGCUACCUUUUAUGUGCCUUCGAGACCCGUGGGAUAUCGCCUAAUUAGCCGAUUUUACGAGCUUUCGAACAUUGGCGACACAUUCUUUCGCGCCCCGACCGAUGAAAUUGUCAGGCAAGUUGUAUUUGAGCCGCACAAGGUCCGGGAAAAGGCAUGGGUGAUCUACCUCAAUUACUUGCUACUCUGCGCUGCUUCAGCGAAGAAUGAAGACACCCAAGAAAUACACGGCUUCCGGCGUAACGUGGAGCUAGCGUUGAACGAUAGCCGGAUCUUCCUUGAGCCGCGUGAAGCCAAUGUGCAGGCCUUGGCCCUUCUAGCCCUGCACGGUGAGGAUUAUGCUGCGCCCAACUUGUCCUGGAUGCUAUUGGGUCACGCUUGCCGCCAGGCCGAAGCUUUGGGGCUGCACGAACGGAGACAUGAUGUAUUCAACCCGCAACAACAGUCACUGUGUCUCUUUUGGCUACUUUUCAUGAUGGACAAAUCCUGUGCUCUUGCCUUUGGCCGUCCGGUCUUCCUUUCCACCGCCAUCUAUCGGGACUUACCGCUACCCGACGAUGAAGUCUUACUUAAUUUCCAUCUUCGUGCUAGCUCAGACGAUGAAAUUCAACAAGCACCAUCUCACGGCUUCAGGUUUGGCGCUCAUUUUCUUAUGAGAUCCAUGGAGCUGUCCAGAUUGACCGGGCUUGCUUUGGAUGUUCUGGCUACAGGUGAGUCAUCCCUUGCAAAGAGGGAUGUCUGGUCGCGGCUUGACGGGUGGUACCUGGAAACAAAACGGGUCCUCACUGAGGCUAUGGACGCCGAGAGCUGCUUUUCGAAUGCGACGCAGCUCCAGGAGAUGGCUCUCGGUAUCAACAGCAUCAAAUUCCACUAUCUGCACACCCUUAUUGUUUUACUGAAGGGAGACGAGUUGUACUCCACAUUUUGCUUGCCGUCUGCUCGUGAAGCUAUUUCUCUCUUAAGUUCCAUGGUAUCAAACUGGUCUUCCAUAUACAACGGAGUAGUUUGGUAUGAAUAAAAAAUAUUUGGUUCACUGCCCUCAGCACAGAUAACUGACACAUAAAAUUGAUGCAGGCAGCUCCUUUACUACCCUUUCACGCCUUUCUUUGUGAUAUUCAAAACCAUAAUCCAUCAAAGGCGUUGGACGGCAGCAAUUGAGCAGGACCUACGUCUACUAUCCACGACUGUGUCCUAUUAUGCGGAAAUGCGAUCGCAGAUGCGACUCCUAGCUACUGUCUGUGAAAGGCUACAGCGAGUUGCGGCUACAUUUUUUCAGCUUGCACAGGCCCACGUCCACCGGCAUUUUCCGCAAGAGAGCGCUGGCGGCACAGUUAGGGCUGCGGAAAUGUCCCCUAUGCGAAGCCAUGAAGGGCCCGAUCAAUUAAUGCAGCAGAUACAGGCGAACAAGGAAUCCGCUUUUAAUUACGCUCAAAGUAUUGAAGCUCUGCCGUCUGUCGGCGUUGGCGACCCAAACGUCUCCAAUUACCUACAAUGGCUACCUGCCGAUAUGGCUACCACAUGGUCGUCCAUGGAUGGUAUCGAUGAUCAGGGCCCGAUUUCUGUUCACCCUGCUAGCGGAAGUACGACGCCUAAAGCGUUUCAGAGCCAUAGGCGAAUGUUUGAUUGGUUCUCAUGGGACGCCUACUAUGG
Molecule: messenger RNA, 2289 nt
Organism: Aspergillus alliaceus
Lineage: Eukaryota; Fungi; Ascomycota; Eurotiomycetes; Eurotiales; Aspergillaceae
Product: Zn(II)2Cys6 transcription factor
Exons: 6
Coding region: 86-1657 (523 amino acids)
Biological process (GO): DNA-templated transcription; regulation of DNA-templated transcription
Molecular function (GO): DNA-binding transcription factor activity, RNA polymerase II-specific; zinc ion binding; DNA binding
Source: RefSeq, a predicted model, not a curated record